AUGAUCAGUGAUAGUGCUGGAAUUAAAUUUUUUGCCGAUCAUUUACCCAUCUUGAAGGACGACUAUCAUCGACUCCAAUCGGCAACAUCGGAGCAACGGGAAAUAAUUGGAAAACAGCAACGCUUGCUCGGUAAUCGCAUCAACGUCCUCGAAGACAUCCAGAUUUGUCCACCGUUUGACCCAUCGACCGGGCUAGUGCAAUUAGAAUUUGUGGAAAUGAUUGGCAAAUUAAAUGUUGGAGAAGUGAUUGACCUAAGUGACGCUCAAUUGGUUGACAUCAAUGAAACAGAAUUCAUCGCAUACAUGAAAGGAGCCACCGAACCGUCUAGCGAAGCCACCGAACCGUCUAGCGAAUCCACCGAACCGUCAUGCGAAUCCACCGAACCGUCUAUCGAAGUCACCGAACCGUCUAGCGAAUCCACCGAACCGUCAUGCGAAUCCACCGAACCGUCAUGCGAAUCCACCGAACCGUCAUGCGAAUCCACCGAACCGUCUAGCGAAUCCACCGAACCGUCUAGCGAAGCCACCGAACCGUCUAGCGAAUCCACCGAACCGUCAUGCGAAUCCACCGAACCGUCUAUCGAAGUCACCGAACCGUCUAGCGAAUCCACCGAACCGUCAUGCGAAUCCACCGAACCGUCAUGCGAAUCCACCGAACCGUCAUGCGAAUCCACCGAACCGUCUAGCGAAUCCACCGAACCGUCUAGCGAAGCCACCGAACCGUCUAGCGAAUCCACCGAACCGUCAUGCGAAUCCACCGAACCGUCUAUCGAAGUCACCGAACCGUCUAGCGAAUCCACCGAACCGUCAUGCGAAUCCACCGAACCGUCAUGCGAAUCCACCGAACCGUCAUGCGAAUCCACCGAACCGUCAUGCGAAUCCACCGAACCGUCUAGCGAAUCCACCGAACCGUCUAGCGAAGCCACCGAACCGUCUUGCGAAUCCACCGAACCGUCUAUCGAAGUCACCGAACCGUAUCACGAUUGGAGUGCAAAUAUCCCAUUUGUAAUUGGAUCUGGCAUCACGAACAUGAAGAACUCAUGUUACGUUUCGUCGAUUCUGCAGAUGUUCUUCCAUUUGCCUCAUUUCGCACAUUGGCUGUUGCAUGGUACACAGCAUUCAGUUCUCUGCAAUAACCAGUGCUCAAAUUCGUUAUCCUGUCCGAAUUCGCUAUGGUUCCACUUGCGGCAAAUGUUCAACACUGUACGUGCCAACACAGUAGCAUCUCCCGCUGGAUUCCUAGGACAUUUUCGAGCACUUACACCUAUGUUUCCCGCAUCAGUGCAACAAGAUGCGAACGAGUUCAUGUUAACAUUGAUCGAACUCGUUGGAAAAGAAAAUCCUGACACCGAGCCGUUCUCGUCGACAUUCAAUGUUACGCUUCUUCAUCGUAAGGCGUGCUUAAAAUGCGAUCAUGAAACACAACAUGAAGAAGAUGCUUCGAGUGUGGUUUUACCAAUUCACGCCAACGACAACGACUUGAGCCACAUGCUUGCCAACUAUUUUAGCUAA
This is a messenger RNA of Bradysia coprophila, 1512 nucleotides long. RefSeq lists its product as uncharacterized. The record is from RefSeq and is a predicted model, not a curated record. Gene Ontology annotation, cellular component: cytosol; nucleus. NCBI's taxonomy places the organism in Eukaryota, Metazoa, Arthropoda, Insecta, Diptera, Sciaridae. Gene Ontology annotation, biological process: protein deubiquitination. Gene Ontology annotation, molecular function: cysteine-type deubiquitinase activity.